Theileria annulata is the source of this 372-nucleotide messenger RNA. RefSeq names its product histone H2B (variant 1), putative. Lineage: Eukaryota; Apicomplexa; Aconoidasida; Piroplasmida; Theileriidae. The transcript has a single exon. The record is from RefSeq and is a predicted model, not a curated record. Gene Ontology annotation, cellular component: nucleosome. Gene Ontology annotation, molecular function: DNA binding; structural constituent of chromatin; protein heterodimerization activity. The coding region runs from base 1 to 372 and encodes 123 amino acids. Gene Ontology annotation, biological process: nucleosome assembly.
AUGUCUGGAAAAGUACCAUCAUCAAAAUCUCAUGCCGCUAAGAAAACUGCUGGAAAAACUCUUGGAGUAAGAUACCGUAGGAAGAAGCGUGUUGAGUCAUUUUCACUUUACAUAUACAAGGUCUUGAAACAGGUGCACCCUGAAACUGGUGUGAGUAAGAAGAGCAUGAGCAUCAUGAACUCCUUUAUCAAUGAUGUAUUCGACCGUCUUGCACUUGAAGCUACUAGACUCAUUAGGUAUAAUAAGAAAAGCACACUUAGCUCUCGUGAAGUACAAACUGCUGUAAGACUUCUUCUACCAGGUGAACUUUCAAAACAUGCCGUAUCAGAAGGAACUAAAGCCGUUACUAAAUACACUACAUCUGGAGUCUAA